Molecule: messenger RNA, 1593 nt
Organism: Drosophila biarmipes
Lineage: Eukaryota; Metazoa; Arthropoda; Insecta; Diptera; Drosophilidae
Exons: 6
Coding region: 134-1219 (361 amino acids)
Source: RefSeq, a predicted model, not a curated record
GAGACUCGAUUCGAACGGACGGAAUGCCAAAUAUAUUUUCGGCUCACAUCCCGACAACACAAAUUUCAAUCCAACAGUUUUACAGUUUUCAUUUUCUCAUCUCACAGAUUGCCAACAGUGAUCAAAUAGAGAAAUGCCGCGAAUACAAGUCAUCCCUAGGAGGCAAGAUUAUGGCAAAGAUCUUGUCGAAAUAUACAGACCCAAGAAGUUCGUGGCUGAAUCCUUGACUUCAGUUUAUGCCAGUCGAACUACUGUAGCACCCAAUGGGCACAUUCGCACUGAUGCUGUUAAGGGGAUCGAGGAUCGUCACUUGAAAGCCGCACCUGAUUUGCCCAGCCUCCAGGAACGCAGCUCCAAGUCGAACAGCAAGAAUCUAUAUAAUCUCUCCCUGCAGCUCAUGGAUACAGAGCAGACCUAUGAAAGCGACAGUUCAUGUGGAAGGAACAGGUUUCGACGCCAGGUCAAAGUUCAGGACCCUUUUAAAGAGAAUGCUCCGAAUAAUGUUAGGACUCAUAUGCGCGGUCGGGUGGACAGGAUCAAGUUAGGGAAUCCUUGUCAUGACAGAAGAAGAAGCCCCUCAAUGCUUCUUAUGGACGGCUCCAGGAAACAAAAGAGAAACAAGGAUUAUGCUAAAAAAGUAGUUGGACCACUAAACUCGAAACCUUAUCGCAAGUUGCAUCGAAGGAUUCCACAGAGCCUUCAAACUCUUUGUUCCCGGCCCAUUAUCACAGCACCAAAAUCCUCUCGAGCACAAGACACCGUCCAAAAGACGGCGGUCAACACACUGAAGGCUGAGGUUCAGCCACAUGUGGUAGAAUCCGAUUUAGAGUCCUUCAGAUACUCGGAAAACCCAAAAGAAACCCUAAGGGCAAUCUUCCAAAAAGCAGCUCGCAAUAAUCGCAUGUUAAAGCCGGCAGCUUUGGUCAAAAAGGACCCAAAGGAUUCCAGGGAUAUUAUGGAAAAGGUGAAUAUAGAUGAGGUUCUUAAGGCCUGGGCUCUACAGAAGAUGCAAUUUAUACUGGAAUUAGUUGAUGCAAACCACACUUACAGCCUAAUCUUUCUACUGGUCACCGUGCUCUACUUGGUCUACAUCCUGUGGUACGAUGUUAGCAGCAGUGUCAAUGAGGAAAACCGAUAUCUGGCCAAGUUGCACGGCUCGGGCCUGCCGAUGAAGAGUUUCUACUAUGUGAUGCGUCUACUAAGAGCCCCCAUAUUUUAAUGGGCAAGCGAAAUUGAAGUUUUAAUCAAACAUUUUGCAUUUCAAUAACAGAACGGCGCACCGCUUUUAUUCCGUUCUUCUUCCAUGGUGAAAUAUUUAUUGUAAAAUAUUUAUACACGGAUAUUUUUGCUGUUUUUGGUCCACAACAAAGUGUUGAAUAGGACUCGCGCUCCAACGCCUCUUCCGCGGUGCCACGCCCCUCAUUUCCCACCUGUCCCACCUGGUGCCGGGCCACCAAAUGAAAAACAAAUAUUAAGCUUUGUUGUUUUGGCAAAAUAGAACAGAAAACCCAUAAGCACACAUACAGCACGCACACGUAGAGUGCGCGGAAAUUGUAAAGUGUUAAAAAUAAUAAAUUAUUUCUGUUAUUCUAA